Molecule: messenger RNA, 4132 nt
Organism: Acanthaster planci (crown-of-thorns starfish)
Lineage: Eukaryota; Metazoa; Echinodermata; Asteroidea; Valvatida; Acanthasteridae
Product: palmitoyltransferase ZDHHC17-like
Molecular function (GO): palmitoyltransferase activity; protein binding
Source: RefSeq, a predicted model, not a curated record
CGCGUUAGUCUAAAACAAAUAUGGCCGCUACCAGCCGAUCCCGAAACGAACGAUCGACCGCACAUGAAUCGCUGAGACUCAAUGAGAGAACUGGCUGACUGAUGACUGAUGUUUUUAAGUUUUUACUGCAGACUUAUUGUUACUCCAUUCAGCUAUUACUGAAAUUCAUCACAACUUUUUUAAGACGAAGACAGAAUGGAAGAAUUUAAACCAUACCCUACCCAAGCCAUGGCCAGCCAAGCUGACAUGUCCCCGGCUCAGCUGAUGGUCAGCAGCAAUGAAGCACACCUCCCUGCUGACCGCCGGACACCGCUACAGCAGCAGGUCCGAAACAAGCCUGACUUCUCCACGUUUGACUCAGUCAAAGCGGUCCAGUACGGUGCCUUUGACCGGGUGAAAGAACUUGUUGAGAAUGGCCUGGAUGUACGGGAACCAGACAGGGAGAACGUAACAUUACUUCACUGGGCUGCAAUCAACAAUAGGCUGGAGAUUGCUAGAUACCUUAUCAACCGCGGAGCUGUGAUUGACCAGCUUGGCGGGGAGCUCAACUCCACGCCCCUCCACUGGGCGGCCAGGCAGGGGCACCUCCCCAUGGUGGUGCUGCUGAUCCAGUACGGAGCCGACCCUUCCUUGCGAGAUGGCGAGGGAGUGAGCGGGAUCCACCUGGCCUGUCAGUACGGCCACACGGCCAUCGUGGCCUACCUGGUAGCCAAGGGAGAGGACCCGAACUUGCUCGAUGGUAACGGGAUGUCCCCGCUCAUGUGGGCGUGUUACAGGACGUUCUCAGUUGAUCCCACCCGUCUCCUCUUGACGCUAGGAGCAAGCCCCAAUCUCCAGGACAAGCAUUAUCUCAACUCGGCACUGCACUGGGCAACGGCAGUGGGUAACACAGCAGCGGUCCAAACACUACUGCAGCAUGGCGCUGACAGCUUCGUUGAGAACAGCCGGCACGAGACGCCAUUAGACGUUGCAAUGUCACGUCGUAAUGGCUACAUCGCCAUGCGCAUCAGAGAGCAUCGUGGGGAAACACCCUAUGGCACAAAGAAAGGAAGCAAGGACUUGCGAAAGUACAUCAUGUGGGCCAUGCCAGCCAUGAUCCUGGUCAUGUUGGGGCUCAUCCCCGACUUUAGCGCUUCCUACAUCACCAAGAUUAUUCUGCUGGUGCUAAGCAUUGCCUUCAUCUACUUGUUGCUACGAUUUUUCGUUGAUAGUCGGGCAUCUCAGCUUUUUCCCAUUGCUCUGGCUGUAGCCACCAAGGUUCUGGUCAACUUCACCUACUUUGUCUACUUCUGGCCUUAUGUUAGCGAUUGGUGGAUGAGAGCAGGGUACAUUCUAGCUAUGGUGACCAUGUUGUACAGCUUCUGGAAAUGCUGGAGGUUCAAUGCGGGAAUCAUCAGGCACUCGCAGGAAGACCAGAAAAGGACGAUCUGUGAGAUGGCCGAGACGACAGGACUCGACCUGAGCAAAUUCUGCACGACUUGCUUGAUCAGGCGACCAAUCCGGUCCAAGCACUGCUCGUCAUGUGAUAAAUGCAUCUCAAGGUUCGACCAUCACUGUCCCUGGGUCGACAACUGCAUUGGUUCCUUGAAUCAUCGCUUCUUUAUCAUUUACCUGGGAUCUCUUCCUGUGGCCAGCCUCUUCUAUUUGAUCGGAAACGCAAUGUUCUGGGUGGAUUCUUGUCAGACUACAUUUGAAGAGAAUGGUGUUUGGAUUUACAUCGGUGAGGUCAUGUCUUGUUCCCCAUGGACCUUUGUGUUGAGCCUCCAAGUCUUCAUCUACAUGCUGUGGGUCGCCAUGCUAUUUGUGUGUCAGUUCUAUCAGGUAAUUUACUUGGGCGUGACCACCAAUGAACGCAUGAACCACACCCGGUAUGACUACUUCCGAGACCCCAAGGCACCCAAAGGUCCCUUCCGCGAUGAGAAGCUCUACAACCCAUUCAAUCGGGGUGUCCUGCGCAACUUUGUUGACUUCUUUGAGUGCACUUGCUUUGGUCUGUGCCGGCCAAUGAAAGUAGACUGGGCGGUCCAGUUCACGACUGAAGUCAACCAGUCAGGACUCAACAACUUUGUCAGCUCAAACAACCACUAUGUGUAGUCAGGGUACCCAAUGUAAAGUAUUCAUGUCGCUGCCCUGUAGCUAAGAAUAUUUCUUUCACCAGCAUUUCUGUCUUGUGAUUUUUUUUUAACUUCAUAAAGGUUUACAUCAGAUGUUGUCAUAACCCUUUCUUAAACAAGUAGUGAUAGAUGCGGUAUUUUUCCCAGAACUAACUUGGAACAACUCAACCACACAAGUUGCUUUUUGUAAGUCUGCUGGGCCGGGUUUCCAAAAUACAAGAGCUCUCGUCGGUGAAGUAAACACCUGUCGUUACUAUUACAUGACUCUUGUCUCUCUUUGUCAGGCUGUCCGGUUUGACAAAGACUAUGGUUUGUAAGACGUGAAGCCGUUACCAACCAGUCAGGACACAGUCUCGUACUCAUAGGGUAAUCUUUAGUCUGCAUCGCGGAAGCCAAGACACUAGCAAAGCAUGACUUUUUCACACAAUACUCUCUCUUGCAAGGUACCAUGUUUCAAUUCUAGCAAGCCAUAUUCUGGGGCCAUGUCAGGCUGUGAAGUACUGCUACAAGACACUUACUGGCAACACUUACAAUCAUGUCUGUAACUAGCAGCGAUUUGAAAUAUUACUGACUUUUCCUCUUUUUUUAAAUUCAGAUUUGAAAGUGUUGAAGAGAACAUGUUCAUGUCAAGGAACAAAUUAAGUGAAAUUUACAUUUUUAAAGUUGUUGCCCAGAAAACGAGUGGAUGUGUUUGAAUGUCAGACUUGAAGACAUUAAUGCUCGUGUAUUGUACAAAGUGAGUUACGUGCACAAUUCCCACAUCAUUAUUAUUGUUGGACGCAACACAGCUGGCUGCUUUUCCCGGCACGGUUUGAAAUAGCACAGAGCAGCUGCAAUGAAAAUCGCAGAAAUCUGCCGAUCCUAACUGGACCAUCUGACGAGAUCUAUUUGUGGAUAUGUAAAUAGUUGGCAGCAAUGAACGCAUGGAUUGUAAAUGCUUUAAUUACAUGCUGUGCCUAAAAUACAAAUAUNUACCGAAAUUAGUCCAUUUUGAUGACGUGUUGUGAUUGACAGUCAAGUCCUUUGCCCUUGAUAGACACACUUCUAUUUCCCUGCUGACUACUGAAAGUGUUCCCCGCACUGUUGCCCUGAAGUCAGAGGGAGCAAGAGCCUAUACUCAUGAGGAGUAACUAGUUCUGCCCGUAUUCUGUCCAGAUUAUCUAAGCAUUGUUAUGUUCAGUGUUGUUUUGGUAGCCUUCACGGACGUAUAUAGAAAAGAAAUUGGACUACCAAAGCCCUUAAUCAGCUUAUAGAGUUCAUUGAAUCCACUAGCGGCCAUUUUACCGAGCCGAAUAUAAAGCUUACCCGGCAAUGCCCGCCUUUAUUCUCCCUGGCAUCAAGCGAGCCAGCCCGCACAUUUGUAUUCGGCUCGGUAAAAUGGCCGCUGGUUGGCUUCUAUUUCAUACAAAGGAGUUGCAAGUCCAGGUUUUUUAUAUACGUCCGUGGUAAACUUGUGGAAUUAGUGACUAAAUAGUUGUACAUGUAAGGUCAUUCGGGUGUAUCUUUCUUUGUCAAAAGUGCAAUCAGCAUAGUGCCGUUUGAAAAUAAUUUAAUCGUACUUUCCACAAAAACUCGGCGUUUCUUACAGUUGAUAUUUGGAUGGAGUCAGCCGUUACCCAUUGUGCGGAAUCUCAAAUUCUGGAAUCAAUUUGACGAAGAACUCUUCACGUAGAUCUCUGAGUUAAAUGUUGUCUGAAUGCAGUGCAGAAAUUAAUAAAAAAAAACUAUUGAUUUAGUAGAAUGAUACCGACAGAAUACAGCUGGAACAGCUGCUAAACAUCCAAACUAAAUUAUUUGAAUUGCAUCAUUACACUGGCACAUAAUGAAUAAUGUUUUAAGAAAAUUGAUCUGUAGCAAUUUUGAUCACGUAAUUUAUCUUUCCUUUUUGUAGAAAUCAGUUUUUUUCUGAUACGCAGAAUUUAGUAGUGUGCACUGUGCCAUAGUAGGCCCCAAGUGUUCUUUUGUAAGAAUGACAGACAAGAAUGUUUAAUUAAACAUACCCCGAUUGGUGUACUGCA